AGCGCCUCCAAUACUUCUGAUCGCCUCGACGCACUGGAGACCGACGUCGGUUCACUCAAGGAUGGCGUAUAGUUACAGCAAACCGCCACCCACAAAUUGGAGCAGCGGAUAUGUGCUGCUGCCGCCAAUCCAAGUUUCAGCAGAACGCGAAACGACUCCAAAGUUCGAGGGUCGGACGAUCUUCUGCGAUUCGUCCAAGACGAACCCGAUUCCAUGGUUCCGCAAGUUUGAACUGACGCUGCAGCUCCAUCAUGUUAGCGAAUACAAGAACCACGCGUACUUAUACUCCCGGUCGGGAGGCGCAUGCCAAGCAUGGCUGGACAAUCUUUUGUCCAAGUACGGGGUGGUCACUGCGGAACUGCACACCAAGAUCAGUUGGGAAGACCUCAAGGCGGCAUGGCAUAAGCGGUUCCAAGUAGAGCCGCCGGAGAUCAAGGCAAUGGACAAGUUGCUGUACUUCGAGCAAGGCACGCUGCCGAGUGUCGACUGGAUCGCCGAGUACCAACGCUUGACGUCCGUCCCAGAUCUUCAGAUCGGCUUCAAGGCCAUCAAACACUACUUCAUCUCGAGGUCGUGUCUGGCAUUAGGCAAUGCCUUGACUCAUGUCGAGGAGACCCUGACGACAACAACGGAGCUCUUUGACAAGACCGCGCAGAUUAUUGUCACGAACAAGGAGGCCAAGAACCUUGGCCGUUCGGUUGCAACAGGCCCGAGCAGGGACCAGCAUCGGCCCAAAGUGGUCGUGGUCGCGGCGGCAUCGCCAACCGACCAAUCUAGCGAGGCCGUGCCUGCCAAUGAAGGGGACAGACUCGCAGCCGCCCGGGAUGGUGGCCGCCCCGGCAAAGGCCGAGGACGCGACAAGAUGAAGACAAACACCACAUUUAUCCCCGGGCCCGGCGCAGCAGCUUCAGCCCCAUGGACCCACUACGGCCAAUCGGGAAAUUGAGCACUGUCGGGAGUGACAAGACGACACUC
Chara braunii is the source of this 975-nucleotide messenger RNA. The record is from the annotation of a GenBank genome assembly. NCBI's taxonomy places the organism in Eukaryota, Viridiplantae, Streptophyta, Charophyceae, Charales, Characeae.